Molecule: messenger RNA, 2654 nt
Organism: Carassius auratus (goldfish)
Lineage: Eukaryota; Metazoa; Chordata; Actinopteri; Cypriniformes; Cyprinidae
Gene: adamtsl5
Product: ADAMTS like 5
Exons: 13
Coding region: 549-2174 (541 amino acids)
Biological process (GO): proteolysis; extracellular matrix organization
Cellular component (GO): extracellular matrix
Molecular function (GO): protein binding; metalloendopeptidase activity
Source: RefSeq, a predicted model, not a curated record
AUGUGAAUCUGAAACUGAAUGUGAAAUCUACAUGAGGAUCAAGUGUCCUGACUCUCAAUCUCAAGGAAAACGGAUGUUGUUUGUGACUGAGAGGCUCAGGUGAAGUGCACAGAAACCCACCUGAAGACAGAAGAUCUGAAGGCUUGUGACCAGACCUUCUCCUUGUGAGAUCGGACACUUCACUGAUAUGAAACUGAAAGUGCUUCAGUUUGCCCUAAGAAACAGCACCUUGAAAAAGUGAGGAGGACUUCAAAUAAUGCAAAGAAGUGGAGAGGAUGUGAAGUAGUAUAUUUAUUCUCAAUGAUUCAUCUCUAUUCAGGAUAAUGUAGGAUUCAUUCAGGUUAUCCUCUUUGGGCUCUGCGUGUGAGAAAACUUAAGGAAAAGUCCCAGCAGAGGAAACGUGUGUGAAACAUGGAUGCAAUUAGGUUUCCCGACUUUUUUGAUGAUAAAAACCAUUGGGAUCACACAUCUCGAAGUCUUUACUUUUUCAGAUGAGUCCAGUUUCAGAUCUCAAGAAGUUAUUUUGUGACACCUGACAAAGACCUAAAAUGCAGAAGUCAUACAGGAAGCUGUCCCUGUGCCAGGCCCUCUCCCUCAUAACACUGCUGUUGUCUCCAGGUUGCCUGUCCUCUCUGCCUUCAUCCAGACGAGUAGAGCUGGGAGGUGAGAGACCACAGAUGCAUGGUCAAAUACAUUUCAUGAACGAGUGGGCCUUGUGGGGCGGGUGGUCCGUGUGUUCCCGCUCCUGUGGGGGAGGGGCCUCUGUCCGUACACGCACCUGCAUCACCAGAAAUCUGGUUGGAGGGCCUUGCUCGGGGGACACCAGGCAAUACAAGAUCUGCAACACAAAGGAGUGUCCUGCUGACUCAAUGGACUUCAGAGAACUGCAGUGUAAAGCUUUCAAUGACAGACCCCUGGUCGCUGGCAGCAGUUACCGUUGGACUACCUUUCAUGGAGGAUCUGACCCAUGUGAGCUCAGCUGCCUGGCGAUUGGACACAACUUCUACUACAACUUUGGGCGGGUUCUUGAUGGCACUCCAUGCCAGUCAGAUCAGGGGACAGUCUGUGUGAAUGGAAAGUGUCUGAAGCCAGGAUGUGACUUGAUCUUUGGAUCUGAGCAGCAGGAGGACGCCUGCAUGGUGUGUGGAGGCCACAACUCAACCUGCCUUCAUCACAGAAGUGUUUAUCAAAGCAACGGGCAGAACAACGGACUGUUUGGGUACAGUGAGGUCACUAUGAUCCCGGCCGGAGCCACACACAUCAGAGUGACUGAUAACAGCAGAAACUAUCUAGCGCUCCAGAAUGGGCGCUCUCAGUUUGUGAUCAAUGGGAACUGGAAGAUCAAUGUUCCUGGGGAGUACAGUGUUGCAGGAACCAAACUUCAGUACCGGCGCUCUGCUGAUACCUGGGAGAGCUUCGAAGUUCCAGGACCUACUCAGGAGGACAUACACAUCAUGGUCUUGUCCACUGAUAAGAUCUCUGGGAUUGAAUAUGAGUACUGGCUGCCUCCAGACCGUUAUGCCCUGUAUCAUGGGAGACGUCAGCUUCGCCAGCCUCAUCACACGUCAAACCACUUGCCCUUUGAUCUUCCAGUCACGACGACUACCACUACUACAACCACAACCACCACCACAACACAGCCAAUCACAAAAGCUCAUUUCUGGGGUCCUGCUGCUCACUGGCCUCUCCAACCCCCCUAUCAACAGCAGCCAGUCCCACGUUUGGAAAGAGAUGAAAACCGCAGGAACCGACUGCCUGCAAUACACCGUAGAGCCCACUGUGGGAAAUGUCGCCGGGUACGAGGGAAAGGUGAGCGCCAGAGACAGUAUUGCCAAAAAGAUUUUGUAUUUCGAGCAAAAGUGCUGGAAAAAGUCUAUCAUGGUGAGGAGACCCGCUAUGACGUCCAAAUCAUCCACACAUACCGCAACCGUUUUCGUCUGGAGCACCGGGAGUUCCUGUGGGCACCGAACAGAUGUGACUGUCCCUUUCUGGAAGAGGGGCAUCAGUAUGUGUUGAUGCUGCGAAGGCAUAUUAAUUAUGAAAACACUCUCAAUCGCAUUCUGUUGGAGGAGGACAGCUAUGCUCAGCCCUAUCGAGCACGUGAGCACAGCCUGCUGCGCCCCCUAGAGGAGCUCUGCGGUAACAGGGGCACCAGGACUCCGUUCAGGGGGUAAACACAGGGACGAUCACACUCUCACUGCACACGUAUUCUGAAGUUCACUCUUGUGCCAAAAAACAAGGUGCAGAAUUGAAGAUCAAUGAUGAUUUUACUAAAGCAUUUUGCAUUCCUCAAUAAGGACAGUGGACACUUUGCCACGAUGAAUUAUGUCCGAGGGGGCAUGAGGCAAACCAAAGCAAAGAGAGUCACUAAAUGAAGCACUUUAGGUGGACAGUCACCUUCUAAAACGUAUACACCAAAGUAAAUAUUAUACGCAGAAUCUAUGAUGCCUUUUCUAGCACCACGUGUUUGUUAAUGGCAUAAAAUCACUUGAUGGCAUGUAUAUCUUUAUCAUGUGCAUUUUGAUGUUGUUUUUAUAUAUGUAUUUAUAUAAGCUGACAGUAUUUCUAGAGGAAACCUUGAUUUAUAUAUCGCCUUAUAAUUUUGAAUGUUUUACCGUUAAUAUUUUUGCUCUUAUAAACCGUUAUAAAGUCUA